Molecule: messenger RNA, 426 nt
Organism: Gongylonema pulchrum
Lineage: Eukaryota; Metazoa; Nematoda; Chromadorea; Rhabditida; Gongylonematidae
Source: the annotation of a GenBank genome assembly
AUGUUGAAGCAUUCUUCACCAGAAAUUCCACCGAUUCCAACGACGUCGUUUCGUUUUAUUGCCGACUAUCAGGCACUUAAAGAUAGGCCUGAAGAGUUUGCCAAUUAUUUUUUGGCAGUAAAUAAAGACGACUAUGGUAUGUUGCUAGGCGAUGUGAUUGAAACUGACAUGAUCGAAUUACUAAUCACGGGCUUUGCUGCUUUGGCGAAUCAAGCCAACAUCGCUCACUUCCUUGAAUGCCUCCUUCACCUGGCUAAUGUUUCUCGAUUCGACAUUGCGGUCAUGUUUUUGGAUACACGAUCCAAGAAUGGUCAGUUUAAUUUGGCACCAAAUUCAGUCGAGUAUUGCUUUAAGAUAACGGAUGUUACCGUUGUUCUUUUUAUGAGAUUAAUUAGUCUAAUAACAGCAAUAUGUUGGGCUAAAUAG